CUCGCCACGCCGCGCUUUGCGCCGGCGAUACGCUUUGCCUUCGCCCCCACCCGCCGCCACUUGCAUUCCCUCCACCUCCACCUGUACGUCCGGGUGCCCGGGUGCUGGUGCUCGAGAGCACUGUUGCUUGCAAUUUGCCAACGCUGAGCCGCCUGCAAAUGGUGCCGCCACCUGAAGUGGUCGACGAUGUUGGGCACACUGUCACAACUGCUUCGCGAGUCGCGACACCGAGCACGCCUUAGAGCAUUCUGGCAUCGCACUGUGGCUCCGACCGUGGUGACAGCGCGGUUGCCGGGAAGUUCGUGCAGCGUUGCGAGCCCACACAAGGGUCGUCGUGGCAGUGUUCGGGUUGACGGGCAAACCAAGAAAGGCACGCAGACAACCUGUUCGACGAAAGGCUUGAGCGGCGAGACGUUUUCAUGAUUUGCUUCAAUUCUUUUUCUUCACUUCCAAUGAAUUUUCCUUUGACAAAAUACUCCUGUAAAUGUUUUCAGUCAGUUUAUUGAAAUUUCUGGUUUUAAAGAAAAAGCUUGUUGUCUUUUCGAAGCGUCGGCGUUGAAAUUCUCACCAUCGUCCCCAUUAACCGCUCCCUCCGCUCUGGCAUAUGAACAGCAACCGCCCCACCGACGUGACGACGGACGCCAUGGACGCGCAGAGGGACAUCAAGCCCUUCUUGUCGCCGAUCACCGCCACCCCUAUCCAGCGGGGCCUCUACGGGCCCAGCACCUUUCAGGCGGCGGAGUGGCAAUUGGAGCGCGGCGGCGCUCGAGUGUUAACCGGGGUGCAACCGCAAACUCUGGCGGAAGCGGCGUGCGCCCUCAACCGGCCAGCUUCGGAGCUGUCGGGUGGCAUCGGCGAUCGGACCAGCUGCGCCGACGAGGCAUUCGAGGGCACCUCGGUUCGUCGUCCUUGCCCUGCACCACGGUUCAGCAGGAAGUUCUGGAGCGCCGGCGAUUACGAUGCGGGGGCCGGGAGCUCUGCGCCACAGCCGACUGUGCAGAAUCGCAUGUGUGUUCACCCUGAAUUUCUCCACUCCAACGCGACUUCGCAUAAAUGGCCAUUUGGAGCCGUGGCAGAGUUGUUGGACAACGCGGUAGAUGAGAUUGAAACUGGUGGUGCUACAAAAAUAUUGGUGGACAAAGUCAUCAACAACCGCAACGGAUCACCAGCUUUGCUAGUUCAAGAUGAUGGUGGAGGCAUGAAUCCUGAUUCCUUGAGGCGUUGCAUGAGCUUUGGAUUUUCAGAGAAACAAUCAGGAUCUUCGAUUGGACAAUAUGGAAAUGGAUUUAAGACUAGCACAAUGCGGCUCGGGGCAGAUGUUAUUGUUUUCACCCGUUGCACAAAGAGUGGUGGGCCUACUCAAUCAAUUGGUCUCCUCUCUUACACUUUCUUGGUGGAAACUGGCCAGACAGAUGUUGUAGUUCCUGUGGUGGAUUACAAAUGCAAUCUAUUAAGAGGACAAACUACACGAUUGGAGCGACAUGGUUCAGAGCACUUUUCCUCAAAUUUGUCAGUGUUGUUGAAAUGGUCCCCUUUUGCAACAGAAGAAGAGUUAUUGCAGAAUUUCAGCAACAUUGGCCCACAUGGCACCAAGAUUAUAGUGUUCAAUUUGUGGUCCAAUGAUGACGGUAACUUGGAGCUUGACUUUGACACAAAUCCAGAGGAUAUUAUGAUUAGUGGUGCACCAAAACCAGAAGAGAUUAGUAACGCUGUGAAAAGGACUAAUGAGAAUCAUUUGGCUAAUCGACUGCGCUAUUCUCUUAGGGUCUACACUUCUGUCUUGUAUCUGCAGCUACCAGAUUACUUCAGGAUUAUACUUCGAGGGCAAGAAGUUAAGCGUCAUAGCAUUGCUGCUGACAUUAUAUAUCCUGAAUGCAUCAGUUAUAAACCUCAAAUUUGCGGAAGACAAGAGGCUGAGGUUAUUACGACCAUUGGAUUCUUAAAUGGCACUCCAACAAUUAGCGUGCAUGGAUUUAAUAUCUAUCAUAGGAAUCGCCUUAUUUUGCCGUUUCAUCGAGCUCUGAGUUCCGCAAGCAGUAAAGGUAGAGGCGUUGUUGGAGUACUUGAGGUAGACUUCAUCAAGCCGACUCACGACAAACAGGACUUUGAGAAGUCACAGCUGUUUCAGAGGCUGGUGAACCGCUUGAGAGACAUGACUACCGAGUACUGGGAUAUUUAUUGUCACAAGAUUGGAUAUGCGAAAACGCCACGCAUGCGUGCGGCUCCCAUUCCCCCUCGUCCUCCAGCAAUGCUGCCAAUAGAGAAUGGUGCUGCUGGACCAUCAGAGUGGAGUGCACCUGCACCUGCAGUUUCAGUGCCACCCUCGAGACCCCAGGGCACCUGCGUGAAUGCAGUUCCAAUUGCUUUUGCACACCCUAGUUUUGGCUCAGCACCUGCCGGAACAGCGGGUGUUGCACCAAGAGGACCUACUGGUUACUCCCCGUCAGACUCACAGACCAUGCAAGUCAACCAGAGGACCUCAUCUUCCUUGGCUCCUGGCACUGAUUUGGUAGGAAAAAGAAAACGGGGGAAUGACGAUGCUGCUCUGACGGUUUCGUCUAAAAAGCAGGCCACGGAUGAUUUGGUCGGCAGCAGCUCCGCUGGUGAUCAGGUAUGCCAGUAUAUGGGAGAUCGAGAGCUGAGGGAGUUUUCCUUCUUGAAGAUGGAGAAUCGGAUGCUCCGUGAAGAGUGCUCACAAUUUGAGAUGCAAGAGAAGGAGCUACUGCUGAAGGAACAGAAUCUGCAGAUCCAGAUUGAGCAGGCGAAGGAGCAGUACAAGAGGCUGCUGGAUGAGUACAACGUCUCGGUGGCAGAGGCUCCGGCACCGACACGAAUCAAACGAUAGGCGUCCUCGUUUUCUGAAGUCACCCCGACCCCGCCGCGCGAUUUGGUCGUGCUCGAGCUCUCUUGGACAUGUGGACAUGGACAUAUUCAGCGUGCCAGAGAACCGAGCGCGCAAGCAAGCAGCCAAACACCGUGCUCGACGCGGGCGGUGCUUCUGGAGCGCGCACCCGUCAGGCCUGGUGUUUCUUCUCCGUGGUUGCAAUGCGUCGAGGAACUUCGAGUACUAAAAGAAACUGGUGGUCUUGUGCGUAGACGGUUGCUCGAUGAGAUUGAGAUGUGCUGAACUGCUGAUGCUUUAUUUGUGAAAUUCAGAAACUGGGAUGUAAAAUGGCAAAAAUUGACAGACUGCCACUUCCCUCCCAGAUUGGUUUGGUUGCUGUA
Messenger RNA from Panicum hallii, 3225 nucleotides. Its product is annotated as protein MICRORCHIDIA 6-like. The record is from RefSeq and is a predicted model, not a curated record. Lineage: Eukaryota; Viridiplantae; Streptophyta; Magnoliopsida; Poales; Poaceae. The coding region runs from base 605 to 2845 and encodes 746 amino acids. Gene Ontology annotation, cellular component: nucleus. Gene Ontology annotation, molecular function: ATP hydrolysis activity. The transcript is spliced from 17 exons.